AUGCUUGAGAUGGUGGAGAGUCAGUGCAACGCCUCGAUCGGGGAGGUGUUUAAUCUCAUGGACGUGUUUCUUGAGUGGAAGCUAACAUCGAAUCUUCAGGUGUUCACAUCGCUGCUGUCCAUCUACAUGCGCCGUCGUGAAGUAGGCAAUGCUGUUGCGCUCAUUGGUGCGAUGGGAGAGCAUGGUAUCGUUCAGGGUGUGGAGGCAUUCACGACUGUGGCGUUCAUUCAUGCAUCUCGCGGUGACUUGAAGGCUGUGGAAGACGUUUUACGAGACAUGGCGAGUCAAGGUGUUGCUACCGACAGGAUGUUCUUUGACUACGUCCUCAACGCACUGUACGGGUCGUGCGGUAUCGACAUGUGUUUCUAG
Peronospora matthiolae is the source of this 369-nucleotide messenger RNA. Lineage: Eukaryota; Oomycota; Peronosporomycetes; Peronosporales; Peronosporaceae. The record is from the annotation of a GenBank genome assembly.